Molecule: messenger RNA, 5497 nt
Organism: Cydia amplana
Lineage: Eukaryota; Metazoa; Arthropoda; Insecta; Lepidoptera; Tortricidae
Exons: 1
Coding region: 143-5497 (1784 amino acids)
Biological process (GO): DNA integration
Molecular function (GO): nucleic acid binding
Source: RefSeq, a predicted model, not a curated record
CAGUGUGUCGAAACCGUUAUCCGCGCCGCCGCCAUUACCCGUUUCAUGCAAAUCUAAAUCAAAACGAUCAGUGUCGUCGUCUGUGCUGGCACAAAGAAAGAGGUUACAAUUAGAGGCUGAAAGAAAAAAGGCUGAAAUUAGGAUGCAACUAAUAGAUAAGGAGCUAGAGGCCGACCUAGCCGAUUUAGAAGAUGGUAAUAUAUACAGUUCACAAGCUAGCGAGGAUGGUACACGUCCUGAUGUGGAACAGUGGAUGGAACACAGCGAAAAAGAGCUGGAGAAGUCGCAGCCCGCCCCCGUAGAUGGUCUAGAAACGGGCGACCUGCACCAGUCGGCGGCACCCGUCGCCGGCUCUGAUGGGACAAUCCAGCUACUGGCCGCUGCCGUGAAGAACCUGACGGUUGCCUCCGUCCACAAUAAACCAAACGCCAACUUACUGAGCCGUAUUUGUACGCCGCGGGAUUUACCUGAAUAUUCUGGAGAUCCACUCGAGUGGCUGCAUUUUAAGAAGGCGUACGAAGAGUCGACAGACGUGUGCAACUUUAGUCCAAAAGAAAACCUCUGGAGGCUGCGAAAGUGUCUACGCGGAGCUGCCAAGGAAACCGCAUCAGCUCUGCUCAUGAGUGCUGCUUCACCUGAACGCAUAAUGGCUACACUGGAGCUACGUCACGGUGAUCCGGAAUACAUAAUUAGCAGACUAGUGCAGGAUAUUAGAAAGCUGCCGCCUAUGUCUUCAGAGUACCAAAAAGAUAUUAUUAACUUUUCCAUAAAGGUACAAAACUUCGUCGAAGCCGUGAAAGUGGUGGGACGCGAAGAGUACGUCCAGGGACUAAGUAUUGUGCCACUACUGAUAUCUAAACUUCCCACAGUGCUCGUGUCUAAGUGGUCCGAUUUUAGUUACCCGUUAAUCAAAGCUGGAACAAAAUCACGCUUAAGCAUUAUGUCCGAUUUUCUAAAUACGGAAGCUAUGAAGAUAGCUACUACUGCCAAUAUACACCUGCAAGGUCAUCGAUCCGAGCAACAGAAGUCUAAACAACACGAUAACGUUCGACCGCAAGCUAUUUUAUUACAAACCGAACGACAAAGUGGCAAGAAAACCGAUCAGACAGACAAGUGUAAUUUUUGCCGCGCUCAGCCAAAUCAUAAUCUGUCCGAAUGUAAACCGUUUAAGCGGGCAUUACGUAAGGUGCGGUGGCAGUAUGUUAAACGCAAUGGAAUAUGUUUUAAAUGCUUAGAUUCACGCCAUGAGAGAGAAACAUGCCCAGCGCCGGUGUGCGAUAAGGACGACUGCGGAGGGAUGCAUCACAGACUUCUGCACUUCGAUAACAAAAAUCGUCAGGAGGCGAGCGCCGGCGAGGUCCCUGAACCCGCGCCGCGAUCAGCUGAUGCACCUAUACCGGAAGUAGUGAACUGUGUCACCGCGAGUAGCAACAGAGUUGUACUUAAAACUGUUCCCGUACGUAUUCGUGCAAAAAACGGCAAUGUUAUCGAAAGUAGUGCUAUGCUUGACGAUUGUUCUUCAGUGACGGUAAUAAGUGCUAAAUUAGCACAGCGCGCAGGACUUACCGGGUAUCGCGAAUCUAUGCACGUGUGCGGUCCGUGGAAACAAAGUGACGUAACAUGUGAUAGCACGGUGGUGAAGUUAGAGCUUUAUGAUAAAGACAAUAACGUUCAUUCUAUUAGGGCACGAAGUGUUAAUGACUUAUGUUUACCUGAGCAAGAUUUAGCGCCAGUUGAUUGUAGUAAAUAUCAGUAUUUAAAUGCAAUACAGAGCGAACUUAAAAAUGUUGUUACUAAGCCAGAAAUAUUAAUUGGUCAGGAUAAUUACCAUUUAAUUGUGCCAUUGAGAAUAUUGUCAGGCAAAUUAUAUGAGCCGCCGUACGCAACACUUUCUCCAUUAGGGUGGUGUAUUCACGGUAAAAUUCGUGUGUCUGGAGCGACGCGCGGUGCGAGCGCUGGGCCGGUUCACUCCACGCUGCUGGUGGGCGCGCCGCCGAUGACGGCGGGCGACCGGAGCGAACAGCGCGCGCUUCAGGACUUGCACGAAGAGGUACGGCGCGCGUUCGAGCUGGACUCCGUGGGAGUGGCAGGUAAGCCUCGCCAGAACAAGGACGACGUUAGGGCCGUCGAACACCUUGAGCGUACCGCUCAACUCAUUAAUGGAAGGUGGCGCGUGGGCUUACCAUGGAGGGAUCCAGACUGCUCGAUGCCUGACACUCUGCCGCAUGCGCUAAAAAGGCUAAAAGGAGUCGAGCGCAAGAUGGCCAGGGACUCUGAAUAUGCGAAAAGGUAUGCCGAGCGAGUACAACAUUUAUUUUCUAAUAAUUUUGCCAGGGAACUAAUGGACACUCAGCGCACGCCAAAGACAUUUCAUUUGGCUCACUUUGGCGUGGACAACCCUAAUAAAAAAAAGCUAAGGCUUGUCUUUGAUGCAGCAGAUAGUUCCGCGGGUUCGUGUUUAAACGACUAUCUGCUCAAGGGCCCGGAUCUACUGACGUCACUAUGGGGAAUAAUGCUGCGCUUUAGGGAAAAUCGUAUCGCAGUAUCCGGAGACAUAAAAGAUAUGUUCCUACGCAUCCAGAUCCACCCACAAGAUCAAGACGCCCUGAGAUUUCUUUGGCGGGACAACCCUGCGGAACCCGUCAAAACGUACGUAAUGACAUCCCUAAUAUUCGGUGCAAAAUGCUCGCCGUUUGUUGCGCAGUUUAUUAAAAAUAAAAAUGCUCUGCGCCACGAGCACACCGAGCCGGCUGCUGUCGACGCGAUUUGCAACUCUCACUACGCAGACGACUACAUUCAAAGUUUGCCAGACGAGGAGACAGCAAUAAAAAUGGUAGGUACAAUAUCAAAGAUACACGCGGAAGGUGGGUUCGAGAUUCGCAAUUGGACGAGCAAUAGUACAUCUGUGCUCGACAGCGUGCCAAAUGAAACUCUCGGUACUGCUGCUGUAAAGUUUAAAAUGGAUCAGCAGUUCGAGGGCGAGCGGACGCUCGGUCUCAUCUGGUUCCCGGCUACGGACGAACUGGGGUUCGACGUAUCGCUAAAACGUAUUCCUGAGCAGAUUGUUUUAGGCCACCAAAGGCCUACUAAAAGGAUUAUGUUAAAAGUAGUCAUGUCUAUUUUUGAUGUAUUUGGAUUUUUGGCGCCUUUUACCAUACAGGGUAAAAUCAUGCUCCAGGAUACGUGGCGAUCGGCCACUGGCUGGGAUGAAGAAAUUCCCGAUGAUAUCUACACUAGAUGGGUAAAGUGGCUCGAUUUAUUACAAUUAAUAGGUCGCGUGCGGAUACCUAGAUGGUAUCAGAAAGCAACCAUAGGUGCGAGCGAGACGGAGCGAUGUUCCCCCGCUGCAAACAAUACCGGUGCUACGACGAGCGCUACGACGGCUGCUACGCCUCCCGCUACGCCGCGCUCCGGGCCGAAAUCGACUACGAGCGCGAUCGCUGCAAGUGUAGGUAUUAUAAAUAAUUAUAAUAACUUGCAAUUGCAUUUGUUUUCGGAUUCAUCUUCAAAGGCUAUGUGUGCUGUAGCAUAUUGGAGAUGGGAAACAAAUGGGCAGGUUUAUGUAGCCUUUGUUGCUAGUAAAUGCAAGGUCACACCUGUUAAACCGUUGACCAUAAACAGAUGUGAACUUCAAGGGGCUUUACUGGCAGCGAGAUUGGCCGACAGCGUGCUGCGCGAACAUAAGGUAACUACAGCGCAACGGUACUUCUGGUGCGACUCGGCGUGUGUUUUGCAUUGGCUCCGGAAUGAUACUCGCAGCUACAACAUAUUUAUCGCAAACCGGUUGGGCGAAAUAGACGAGUUAUCGCGCGUUAAUGAAUGGCGUUAUAUACCUACGAAGUUAAACAUCGCCGAUGUAGCUACAAGAGAGGCUUAUGAUGACUCCAUAUUUAUGAACGAGUGGUUUUAUGGUCCAGAGUUUCUUCACGCCGACGAAUCGCAAUGGCCGAGUGAUGCGGUGAGCCCUGAAAUAAAUGAACUUACUUUAGAGUAUGUUAAUAUAGUUCAUAGCGAAAGUGAUGACUUACCUGUACCGGACGCCACGCGAUUCUCUUCAUGGCUGCGCUUGCAGAGGGCGACGGCAGCUGUUUUAAAAUUUAUUGACAGGUGCAAACAUCGUUCUGCGGACAUUGACUGCGCGCUGAUGGCGCGAGCUGAACAACUGCUGCUAAAACAAGCGCAGCAGGAGUCAUUCGGUAACGACAUCGCCGCCAUAAGGAAUGGCAACAUUUUGGACCGCAGCAGUAAACUUCGUCAUUUGUCGCCGUUUUUAGAUGAAAAUGGCCUUCUCCGAUGCAGUGGACGCAUAGAUGCCGCACCAGAUGUUGCGCUGGAAACAAAGAGGCCUAUUAUACUGGACGGCAAGCAUGCGGUGUCUAGACUGCUAGUCAGAAGUUAUCACGAAAGGUACGCACAUGGAAACCACGAGGGAGUCGUGAAUGACCUGAAACAAAAGUACUGGUUAUUUAGACUACGUCCGACAGUGAAAUCUGUAGUAGCCGGCUGUAUGUUUUGUCGCAUCAAGAAGGCAAAACCUGAGGUACCUAGAAUGGGAAACUUACCGGAGGCACGUCUUGCGCAUCACCAACGUCCCUUCACGUACUGUGGUCUUGAUCUGUUCGGGCCGAUGGAGGUGACAGUCGGGAGACGCCACGAAUUGAGAUAUGGCGUACUGUUCACUUGUCUUACGCUGCGGGCGAUACACCUGGAACUUGUUAAUUCACUUACCUCGGACUCGCUUAUCAUGGCUCUGCGGCGUAUGGCGGCGAGACGUGGGUGGCCUAAGUACCUAUUCUCUGACAAUGGGACAAACUUACGCGGCGCUGACACGGAGUUAAAAAGAUCACUGCAGGAACUGGAUGUAGAGGACCUGAAAAACAAAGGUGUUAAUUGCGGAGUACAGUGGACUUUUAUUCCCCCCGCCAGCCCACACUGGGGUGGGGCGUGGGAACGUCUGAUUAGGAGUGUGAAGACGUCGUUAAAGGUAAUCCUGAAGGAGCGCGCCCCUAGAGACGAGGUACUGUCCACAUUGAUGACGGAGGUGGAGAAUAUGGUGAAUGGGCGUCCGCUAACCCAUGUCUCCGUUGAGCCUGGCAGCGAGGAGACGCUUACACCUAAUCAUUUUCUGAUUAUGGGGCGAGCGUCAAACUUACCUGUCGUAGGGAACUUUGAUGACUCCGAUCUUUUUUCUCGAAAGCAGUGGCGUAAGUCUCAGAGGCUCGCCGACAUGUACUGGACACGGUGGGUCAAGGAGAUUUUGCCGGACCUCAUACCGAGAACCAAAUGGACCCAAGAGCAAAAGCCACUACAGGUAGGUGAUUUUGUUCUCAUUGUAGAUCCGGCUGCGCAGAGGAACGUGUGGAUAAAAGGCGUUAUCCAGCAAGUCUACCCUGGCAGAGACGGUCGCAUAAGGGUGGUCGAGGUAAAAACUAAGUCUGGAACUUUGAAACGUUCUGCUUCGCGCGUCGCUCGUAUUCCAGUAGGUAUUGAGUGCUGA